Messenger RNA from Gadus morhua (Atlantic cod), 1652 nucleotides. It is a transcript of the gene blmh, whose product is annotated as bleomycin hydrolase. NCBI's taxonomy places the organism in Eukaryota, Metazoa, Chordata, Actinopteri, Gadiformes, Gadidae. Gene Ontology annotation, cellular component: cytoplasm. Gene Ontology annotation, biological process: response to toxic substance; L-homocysteine catabolic process; proteolysis. The record is from RefSeq and is a predicted model, not a curated record. Bases 108 to 1472 code for a protein of 454 amino acids. Gene Ontology annotation, molecular function: cysteine-type aminopeptidase activity. The transcript has 12 exons.
CUGCAGGAACAUACCCCUCUCCGAGUCUCGCUGCUGUCGGCGACUGAGAUAAACAAAGAGCCGGUGACUGUCCAGGAAGAUAAAAAGGUUCAACCGUUUCCGACAACAUGGAUACUGGUUUGAGUCAAGAUAAGGUCGCCGCCUUUGUCAAGAGACUGCGUGCCGAGCCACGCUAUCUGCUAGCACAGAAUGUUUCUACCUGCAUCGACCCGCUAGAGGUGUGUCUGCACCGGCAGACAGUCCAGGACACUGUGCACAUCUUUCAGCACACCAUCCCCACAGAGGGGAAGCCUGUCACUAACCAGAAGAACUCUGGGAGAUGUUGGAUCUUCUCGUGCCUUAACGUCAUGAGACUUCCCUUCAUGAAGAAGUUCAACAUCGAGGAGUUUGAGUUCAGUCAGUCCUACCUCUUUUUCUGGGACAAGGUGGAGCGCUGCUACUACUUCCUUCAGGCCUGUGUUGAAACCGCCCAAAGGAAAGAGCCCGUGGACGGCCGUCUGGUCCAGUUCCUGCUCUCCAAUCCAACCAAUGACGGAGGACAGUGGGACAUGCUGGUUAACCUCAUUGAGAAAUAUGGCGUCGUUCCAAAGAAGUGCUUUCCAGAGUCUCACACAUCUGAGGCCUCGCGUAGAAUGAACGACAUCCUCAACAACAAGCUGAGGGAAUACUGUCUAAGACUGAGGAACAUGGUGGCCAGCAACUCCACUGAGGCUGAGAUAUCUGCAUCUAUGGACACCAUGAUAGAAGAGGUGUUCCGGGUGGUCAGUGUGUGUCUGGGAAGCCCUCCUGAGACCAUCAGCUGGGAGUACAGGGACAAGGACAAAGCCUUCAACCGCAUGGGCCCCCUGACCCCGCAGCAGUUCUACAAGGAGCACGUCAAGCCCCUGUACAACAUGCAGGACAAGAUCUGCCUUGUGAACGACCCCCGGCCCCAGAACCCCUAUGGGAAGCUGUACAGCGUGGAGUUCCUGGGCAACAUGGUGGGAGGCCGCAGCACCCAGUACAACAACCAGCCCAUCGAGCUGCUGAAGAAGGCCGCCGCUGACUCCAUCAAGGAGGGCGAGGCUGUGUGGUUCGGCUGCGAUGUAGGAAAACAUUUCCACGGCAAGCUUGGCAUCAACGACAUGAAUGUUUUUAACCACGAGCUGGUGUUUGGGGUCUCGGUAAAAAACCUUUCCAAGACGGAGAGGCUGAUGUACGGCGAUUCCCUCAUGACCCACGCCAUGAUCCUGACCGCCGUCACAGAGAAGGAGGAAGGAGGAAAGGAGGGCUUUGAGAAGUGGAGAGUGGAGAACUCUUGGGGAGAUGACCGUGGGAACAAAGGUUACCUGAUCAUGACCGACGAGUGGUUCUCUGAGUACGUGUACGAGGUGGUGGUGGACAAGAAGUUCGUCACCGCCGAGGUCGCCAACGUGAUGGAUCAGACGGCCGUCAUUCUUCCCGCCUGGGACCCCAUGGGAGCCUUAGCAUAACCAUGGAAACUCAGGACUCAGUCUCACCCCCCCCCUCCCGGUCUGAUUGACUGGUUUUAAUACCUUAAUGUUAGACCCCACCCCCACCCCCACCAGCCCCCUCACCUGACUCAACUGCCUGCCUUCCACCAAAUGACCGGUUCUUUUAGAUCAAAUAAAGUUCUGCUCUUUUUUACUUUA